This is a messenger RNA of Peronospora farinosa, 936 nucleotides long. NCBI's taxonomy places the organism in Eukaryota, Oomycota, Peronosporomycetes, Peronosporales, Peronosporaceae. The record is from the annotation of a GenBank genome assembly.
AUGAUGGUCGAACCGGGGUUCCCAUCAUCACCCACUGUGGUCGAUCCGAGGUUCCCACAUGGACAUAUUGUGGUUGAGCAGGGGCUCCCACACGAGUACAACGUGGACGGACAGGAGUCCCCACGCGAGAGCAUGAUGGUCGAACCGGGGUUCCCAUCAUUACCCACUGUGGUCGAACCGAGGUUCCCACAUGGGCGUAUUGUGGUUGAGCAGGGGCUCCCACACGGGUUUACGGCGGCCGAGCAGGAGCUCCCGCAUAAUUGUCGACGGUCGAGUUUGGGGUUCUCCCCUUCGAGUAGUGACUCGAAGCACGAUGGGGACAACAGCACCGUGAAUUUAGCGUUGAAAUGUGUCCACGCUAUCGUGUACGUGGAAGGGAGUCCACAAAGGCGCCAAUAUAUCGAAGUCGAGAGCCCUCCUCGUGAUGCGUCUUCCAUUACCAGCCUUCCAGGGCUUUCCUGGAAGCAUUUCCUACGUGACCUUAAGGGAGGCACUGUGGAACAAGUGUGUCUAAUCACCAACGAGGUGGUUACCGUGGAAAACGAGGAGCAUAUGGCGCGUCCUCGAAGCGCUGAGCCGAAAUCAGCGCGUGAAGAAAGGUUUGCAUCACAGUCAUGGGAGGCUCUGCGAGAGUCUGGUAACCCUGUCAACGACAUUGCUCGUGAGUAUGCAGACGUGUUCCCGGACAAGAUCCCAACUGAACUUCCUGUGUACCGUGGUGUUCGGCACGAUAUUGAUCUCGUGCCAGGGCCGAAGUAUUGUAUGACAUGGCAGUGGCCGUUGCCUCGAGAUCAAGUCGAAGCUAUCGACACAUUCUUCGAAGGACGCCCCAAAGCGGGUCAUGUGCGUGAAAGUAUCUCACCACAUUCGAGUCCAACCUUCUGCGUGAAGAAGGCUACGGGAGGCUGGCGGAAGUGCAUGCGUUUAAUAAGCUGA